AUGGACUUUGAAAUAAAACAGCUCAUCACAGAUUUUCUGGAAUGGCAAGUGACGAAUCAUGGCAAGGGAGAAGGUGUCCUUGCUGCUUGGAAAGAAGUUUUCGCUCCAAAGGAUAAUAAUGGUAGCGUCACUCAUCCUUCAUCCAGAACCAUCCAGUAUGUGGCAAUGCGAAAGAGUAAACAAAUGAAAUCUGUCGCGCUUUUCUUUGACAAAAGUGAUGUUGUCGCCUGUAUACCUACCAUUAGAGACUCUGAAGAAACGGAUAGCAUCUGUGUAAACAAGGAGUUCUCGUCCUUAUUCCAAGCUCUCACGUAUAUGGCAACGAUGAACUCCAGUGAGCUGACGACUGGACGAAUCAAAGCGAAUGAAAUAGGAGCUUCCAAUGAAUUUUCCAACAGCAAAGAUACGAUGACAACUCUAGCUCAAGUCGAUAAGGAUGACAAGUGCUCCAACAAUAACAAUAAUAAUAAUAAGCGGGAUCUACAGGGUUCCUCGGCUAAUGGCCACGUUGAUACCUUGGAACCAAGCUCAAAGAGGUUGAAGACCGAGGGUAAUGAUGUUAUGGAGAGCAUGAAUCCAGAGACACCCGAGAAGGAUUCUUCAGAACCCGAUGGAAACAAGAAGCCGAGUCAGUUUACAAAGAUCAGGUUCAAGGAAAAAGAGAGGCAGUGGCAAGGAAAAUUCGAAGCACUAGCAAGUUUAUGGAAGAAUGGGGCAACAAUCUAUCAACGAGACAUUGCACCUUUCAAUGGGCUCUCAAAUUGGGUAAAACACCAAAGAAAAAGAUUCAAGCAAAAUACGCUACGAGAAGAUAGAAAGAAAAAACUGGACUCGAUUGGUUUCAAGUGGGUGGGGCGGAAUACCAUUGUUUUGUCAACAGAACCGAACAAUGAAAAGGAACUUGCAGCUAUGAAGCAUGCUUACUUGACCUAUGAAAGUCAGCAAAAGCAAGGAUUGGACGUGGAAAAAGAAGACGGUUGGGAAAUUCUUUGGAAACAACGGUACCAGGAACUCGUAGAAUUCAAGAAACGUUUCGGCCAUACAAAGGUUCCCAAGGAGUGGCCAGAAAACAAACAAUUGGCUGGUUGGGUUCGGAAGCAGAGAGAGCAGUCUCGCAGGCCACCAGAAGAGUCAAUGCUCACGGAAUCACGGAAACAACGACUUAAUGAUAUUGGAUUCGCAUGGUUCUUGAGGCCUAGUCGAUUGAAGCGUCCACCGCCACCAGAUCUAACGCCGAAGCCAGACCCAAAGCCGGAGAUGGCACCAGAGCCAGAGGAGCCCGCAGGCCAAACUUGUAUAAUGGGAAAAGAAGAUGAGAGCCAUGAUGUCGAGCCUUAUUCGGUUGACAAGAAUGGUUAUCUAAUAAUAUAG
Molecule: messenger RNA, 1371 nt
Organism: Cylindrotheca closterium
Lineage: Eukaryota; Bacillariophyta; Bacillariophyceae; Bacillariales; Bacillariaceae
Source: the annotation of a GenBank genome assembly